AUGGCCAACCAGAACUCUGACCUUUACAAGCAAAUCACUGCAGGCAGUGUCGCUGCAGUGUUUCAAACAACAAUGACGUACCCAUUUGAGUACUUAAAGACCGGUUUGCAAUUGCAACCAAAAGGUACCGCUUUUGAGAUCAUUUUACCUCAGAUUAAGUCGUACUUUGUUGGUUGCUCUGCUUUAAAUGUGGCCGCAUUUGGGAAGACCAUUUUAAGGUUCAUUACGUUUGAUAAGCUAUGCCACUCCCUGAAUAAUAACAUUGAUAAUAAUGAUAAUUUCCAAAGACUGACCGGUCCUAACCUUCUAAUUGCUGGUACACUGACAGGCAUAGUAGAAAGUUUGUUUAUUAUCCCUUUCGAAAACAUAAAGACCACUAUGAUUCAAUCGGCGAUGAUCGAUAAUAAGAAGUUGCAAAAAGCUCAACCUGAAGCUAGCGCAAAGGCAACUUUCCAUAAGGCGGCGACCAAGGCUACUCCUGUGGCUCGUAUCGAGAGGCUACUUCCCGCAGUCAAACACAUGUAUCAAACAAGAGGCCUUGCCGCAUUCGUCCAGGGAACAACGCCCACUAUAUUCAGACAGAUAGCCAACACUUCUAUUCAAUUCACUGCGUACACAGCAUUUAAACGGUUGCUGCAAGGAAGAAACGACAAGGCAUCCUCAGCAAUAACGGGGUUGGCCACCUCUUUUACACUUGUGGCAAUGACUCAACCCAUUGAUGUCGUAAAGACAAGAAUGAUGAGUCAAAAUGCCAAAACUGAAUACAAAAAUACGUUAAAUUGUAUGUAUAGAAUAUUUGUUCAAGAAGGCAUGGCCACAUUCUGGAAGGGCUCCAUUUUUAGAUUCAUGAAAGUCGGUAUCUCGGGUGGCUUAACGUUCACUGUUUAUGAACAGGUUAGUUUGUUGCUGGGCUUCUCCUCCAGGUCUUGA
Saccharomyces paradoxus is the source of this 930-nucleotide messenger RNA. RefSeq names its product Mrx20p (gene MRX20). Bases 1 to 930 code for a protein of 309 amino acids. The record is from RefSeq and is a predicted model, not a curated record. Gene Ontology annotation, biological process: mitochondrial citrate transmembrane transport. NCBI's taxonomy places the organism in Eukaryota, Fungi, Ascomycota, Saccharomycetes, Saccharomycetales, Saccharomycetaceae. The transcript is spliced from 2 exons.